Messenger RNA from Fonsecaea multimorphosa CBS 102226, 747 nucleotides. RefSeq lists its product as uncharacterized. The transcript is spliced from 3 exons. The record is from RefSeq and is a predicted model, not a curated record. Gene Ontology annotation, molecular function: hydrolase activity. NCBI's taxonomy places the organism in Eukaryota, Fungi, Ascomycota, Eurotiomycetes, Chaetothyriales, Herpotrichiellaceae. The coding region runs from base 1 to 747 and encodes 248 amino acids.
AUGGCCAGCUGCUGCGUCACCGGCUUCCGGUGGGACGGUACUCCCAAAGGCCACGAAGCCACGCUUGCAAACAACAAGGCCUAUGUCACGGGCACGAACAAGGAAUCCGCGGUUCUUAUCGUCCACGAUAUUUUCGGCUGGACCUUGAACAAUGCUCGACUACUGGCAGACCACUAUGCCGAGGAGGCAGACGUUACAGUCUAUUUACCUGAUUUCUUCGGCGGCGACAUCGUCACUCCCGACCGCUUGAUGGGCACCGGCGAGCACGCAAACAGCGAGCCAUUCGACGUGAUGGGAUUCCUGGGCAAGAACAACAAGGAAGUCAGACAGCCCGAGAUCUUUGCCUGUGCCACGGCCCUGAAAAAGGAUCUGGGCUAUAAAAAAGUCGGCGCCAUUGGGUUUUGCUAUGGCGGUUGGGCCGUCUUUCGAUUAGCUGCCAAAGGAAACAACCUCAUCGAUUGCGUUUCCACGGCCCACCCAUCCCUGCUCGACAAAGCAGAGAUCGACGCCCUCGGCGUCCCGACCCAGAUCCUCGCCCCGGAAGAAGAUCCCCUCUACACCCCCGAACUCAAGGAGUACUCUCUGAAGACGCUGCCCACGUUGAACAUCGAGUACGACUACCAAUAUUUCCCCGGUUUAGCCCAUGGAUUCGCGACGCGAGGCGACACCAAGGACCCCAAGCAGAAAAAGGGCCUGGAACGAGCCAAGAAUGCCGCUGCGGCUUGGUUCCGGGAAUAUCUGCAUUGA